AUGAAGAUCUCCGAAAUUCUGCUUCUGGGAAAACUAGCAAAUGCUUGUCCUGAUGGAGAAUUCCAACUGACAGGGAUGAAAGAAUGUAGGCCAUAUUUGACUUGUGAAGACUUCAACGAUAUCAAAGUCCGGCGAAAAAUAAACUCCGGCAUGUCAAAAAUCAUCUUACAUGCUAAAUGGAAAGGUCAUAGCCUGGCCUACUCGAUCCCGAACAUAGAUUUUCCAGACAGAAUCGACGACUUUCACCACAACGUCGAGAUGCUGAAGAAGUUACAAUCGAGACAUGUGGUCAAAUACGUAGGGCAGUGCGAAGAUGCUAUCCUCACCGAGUUCCACGAACAAGGAACCCUUGGUGAUUUUGUUGAAUCCUCGGCGGUUUACAAAGACCUCAAUCUUCGCGAGCGAUUCGAGCUUGCUCACAGGUACUUGGAAAUUUUAGCUUUUCUUCACGACAGUCCUGCUGGAACUCGCGUUAUGUGCGACACGAACAUGGUCAAAGGGACGGUAAAACAGUACUUGGUCACUUCCGACAACGAUUUUGUCGUCAACGAUCUAGACGACCUCCGAUUAGUUGAGAACGGAAAGAUGGAAGGCCGUAUUUGUGGUCACGCCGAUUUCUUGUUCAAUAGACCGGACAUUUUGGGCGAAAAUUUUCUCGCUCCCGAGCAACGCCCCUCCAAAUCGCACCGUAACAUCCGCGACAUGCCAGUUCUUAACGAGAAAAUCGAUAUUUACAAAGUGCCUGCGAUAACAGCGUACAUCCUGGGGGAUGUAGAAGGACACAAUGAUAUCAUGGAUUUACUAACGCCUAUCCAUCAAGCUUGCUUGAAAAAGGAUCCUUCGAAAAGACCUUCAGGAAAGUUUUAG
Oikopleura dioica is the source of this 867-nucleotide messenger RNA. Lineage: Eukaryota; Metazoa; Chordata; Appendicularia; Copelata; Oikopleuridae. The record is from the annotation of a GenBank genome assembly.